This is a messenger RNA of Vicugna pacos (alpaca), 1328 nucleotides long. The record is from RefSeq and is a predicted model, not a curated record. Lineage: Eukaryota; Metazoa; Chordata; Mammalia; Artiodactyla; Camelidae.
AUGCCCCGGCGUCACCCCCGCUCCUGGGCCCAGCAGGUGGCGCCCGAGGGGCUCCCCGGCGAUGGCGUUCGCCGAAGGAAAGACCCGGGGCUGCCCAGGCUACUUCUGCCCGAGCUCCGAGCAUCCUCUGGCGUGCGGGGCUUCUCCUGGGGGUCGAGGGCCUCGGGGAGCGGCGCCGACUGGUGGGAGGACGCGGGGUGGGCCCGCGAGCCUCAGGAACCGGCGCCCUCGCGCCCCGGGCCUGGACCGUGCGAGGACCCGCGCAGGGGCUCCGCCAAGGAGGCCCCCGACUCCUUGGGCGCCCUCGUAGGAGAGCUCCUCCCCAGCCGGUUCCGAGAGUUCCUGUGCCAGCUCGGAGUCCAGUGUACCCAGCAGACAAAGCCACCGACACCCUCAGCAUCGCAACAUCAGCGGGGUGUAUCAGAGCACUGCGGAAGUUCUCAGUGUCCCAGCGGCUCCUUCCUCCCAGACCUCCAGGACCAGUCAUCACACUUCAAGAAUAGUCUUAAGAAGAUUUUGCUCCAUCAGAUACCUGCCCUGGGGCCCUUGAGGAGAGACCACUCACAAUUUACCACAGUCAAGAAGGCCAACCACAGGCCCCACGCUACACAGGGUCCCAAGCUCAAGGCUGUGCUCACCCACAACUCCUCGGGGGAAGGCUCAGGCCACCGCAGGCGGUGUUGCCCUUUCCGAGUGAGGUUCGCUGAUGAGACACUGAGGGAUGCAGCGCUCCGCUACUGGGAGCGCAGCUGUGCAGCACAGCAGGGUGUCACCGAGAACAGGACAGCCAACCGGUCAGGGUCAGCGGCAUCGGAGCAGGUGUUAGGGAGUGUCGGGAGAUGGCUGGAGAGUUUGCCCAAAGCCCUGUACCCCGGGGCCAAGGAGGAGACCAUGGACAACUCAUUCACCUGGGACUUCCCUGGCUUGUCCACCCAGGAGCCGAAGGGCCACCUCUCUGAGGACACCUCCAUGAACAGCAGCCUGCCCUUCAUCCCUAGGGCCACCAUCCCGAGGCAGCGGGGGGACCUCAAAACCUUCCUGGAGCAGGUGGGCAAAUCGCCCUGUUCCUGGAGCCAGAAGCUGGAGUCCUUCCUGCCCAGCCUGGUGUUGCACACUGUCUUGAAACGAGGCCACCCUAAGGGGUACCAGCUCCUCCUGCCUUCCGCAACAUCUCAUCGUGCUCAGAGAUAAAUGGCCACUGGAACCCAAGCCCAGGCAUGGACAUGGGCCGGGAGUGAGGAGAGGAUUUCCCUGCCCUGCAAAUAAACACACAUCCCAGGUGGCUGGAACCUGCUGCCAGGUCUCACCAUACAGGGUUCUCCAGGUGC